Messenger RNA from Hyaloscypha bicolor E, 1047 nucleotides. RefSeq lists its product as uncharacterized. The record is from RefSeq and is a predicted model, not a curated record. The transcript is spliced from 4 exons. The coding region runs from base 1 to 801 and encodes 266 amino acids. NCBI's taxonomy places the organism in Eukaryota, Fungi, Ascomycota, Leotiomycetes, Helotiales, Hyaloscyphaceae.
AUGGCUCUAGAACUCUCUAAUGCUCUCCAUCAAUAUUAUACUGCCAUCAACGACUUCAAGCACAUCCUUAACACAUACAAGCAACCGGACACGGCUCGCAGUCGCAACAUAGGUGUGCUCCUAGCCAAAACUUUUCACGAACCGCGUUACUGGGACUCACCAGACUCCUUGAAUCUGAUGGACCUCGCGCCGACCUCUGGCGACGGAGGAAGGGUCGAUUGGCUGAGAGCAAGACUCCAGAAAUUGCUUCCUGAGAAGUCUCUGGAUGCUUCUGGGAUAGAUCGGAGAGAACUGGACAGGAAACAGAGAUCUGGAAGUAUGACUGCGGGAUCUGCAAAAGUCCUACAACCGCAUCGACUCCAUACGCGCCACAUCUCGCCCUCAGUUGACCGCUUUGCGCGCAUAGUGAUGGCUGUCAUCGGCGGGGUCAUGCUCCUUGUCCCGAUGAUUGAUCUUAGCUUCGUGACUUCAAGAACGUGGUCCCUAAUUACCACUUCUCUCUUCGUCCUGUCUUUUGCUUUUGCUCUGGCGGUGUUCUCCAAUGCAUCUAACCAAGAGAUCUUGGCUGUGGCAGCAACAUAUACCGCGGUUCUUGUGGUAUUUAUUGUUAUACGAGCCCAAGAAUGCAAACACUGUCUUGAAUACCUUAGAGUCGCCGCCGUUGCCACAUUCGCCAACACGUGGACUCGUUGGUAUUGGGAAAAUAUGGAUUUCAAAUAUUCCCCUAAGUCGGAGUGUUUGGAGAACGAUGGCACGUCAGAUUCGGGCGGCAUUUCCUUCAGCCCAGAGCCCAUCUUGUAAAUGAACCGCAUUAUCGCUGAAUAGGUUGUUGAAAUAGAUGGGAAAGAGCAAACAAGUGCUGUCGUUAGACCAUACUUCGUAGUGAAUUCAGGGGUAUCACGUGAUAUAACAUGACUUUCAAGAUUCACGUAGGCCUCUUUUCCUUCCAGAGAAAUAAUUAGUCAGAGAAAUAAGUGGUAAUUUUAGUAAAGUCAGAAGAAUUCCCAAAUAGCUAGCAGGAGUGUCGUUACGAAUUGAGCGGUUUCA